Messenger RNA from Colletotrichum destructivum, 1026 nucleotides. Its product is annotated as Putative carbon-nitrogen hydrolase, nitrilase/Cyanide hydratase. The transcript is spliced from 7 exons. The record is from RefSeq and is a predicted model, not a curated record. Gene Ontology annotation, molecular function: catalytic activity. Lineage: Eukaryota; Fungi; Ascomycota; Sordariomycetes; Glomerellales; Glomerellaceae. The coding region runs from base 1 to 1026 and encodes 341 amino acids.
AUGACAUCCAACCGCCCCAUUGUCAAAGUCGCAGCCGUGCAAGCUGCUCCCGUCUCGUUUGACCUGGACAAGAGUCUGCAGAAGCUGAGCAAGCUGACAGAGGAGGCUGCAGCCGCCGGGGCGGACCUUGUGGUGUUCCCAGAAGCGUUCUUGUCUGCCUACCCAUGGAGAUACAGCUUCGACACGACAAUUGGCGCGCGCGAGCCGAGAGGGCGCAAAUGGUUCGCCAAGUACUUCGACUCGGCUGUCGAAGUACCCUCGCCUGCUUUCGACAGGCUGUCCGAAACGGCUAGGGCCAACAAUAUCCUUCUGCAGGUCGGCAUCAUCGAAAAGGCGGGCGGCACGCUGUACUGCACGGCCCUGCUUCUCGACCGCGAGGGAAAAGUGGUGUAUAAACACCGCAAGGUAAUACCGCCAACAUUGCCCGUCGUUGGCGCUCGCACUGACAACCGAAAGUUGAUCCCGACGGCGGCGGAACGACUAGUGUGGGGACGAGGCUCCGGCGACGGCCUCCAAGUAUUGCAGACAGAUGUUGGAAAGGUCGGGAGUCUGAUCUGUUGGGAGAACUACAUGCCUGCCGCACGUAUGGCGUUGUACCAACAAGGCAUCGAGAUUUACCUUGCGCCCCACGCGGAUGACCUGCCGUCAUGGGUAGCGUCGAUGCAGCACAUUGCCAAGGAGGGACGCUGCUUUGUCGUCUCGGUCAAUUCCGUGUGCAAAGUGUCCGACUUUCCAGCCGACUAUCCGCCGUUCACGGCCGAAGACCCCGACCGGCGACCGGACGGAGAGCAGUGGGAGGCGGAUGACAUUGUCAACCACGGCGGCUCAUGCAUUGUCGGACCGCUGGGCACAUUCCUCGCCGAGCCCGUGUGGGACAAGGAGACCAUCAUCUAUGCCGACCUCAGGAUGGCAGACCUCACCGAGUCCAAGCUCGACUUUGACCCGGUCGGCAGUUACUCCCGGCCCGAUGUCUUUUCAUUGACAGUCAACACCAAGCCUGGUACCAGCGUUGCCUUUACCAAUUGA